AUGAGGCUCUGGGUGAUUCUCGGCGCCCUCGCGGUGGCGAUUCACGCUUCCCUCGCCGAAAUCACCAGGAACAAGAAUCGCGGAAGAGGAUCCAUGUGGUGGGGAAUCGCCAAGGCGGGCGAACCGAACAAUUUUUUGCCAAUGUCUCCGGCCUCCCUGCACAUGGAUCCCACGGUGUACGCGACCUUGAGGAGAAAGCAGAGAAGACUGGCCAGGGAAAACCCAGGGGUGCUGAUGGCCGUGGCAAGGGGCGCGAACCAAGCGAUCGCGGAGUGCCAGCACCAAUUUCGCAAUCGUCGAUGGAACUGCUCCACCAAGAAUUUCCUUCGUGGGAAAAAUCUCUUCGGCAAGAUCGUCGACAGAGGAUGCAGAGAGACUGCGUUCAUUUACGCCAUCACGAGCGCUGCCGUGACUCACAGCAUCGCGAGAGCGUGCAGCGAGGGCAGCAUCCAGUCGUGUUCGUGUGACUAUACGCACCAAUCGCGAGCACCGUCCGGCUCCCUUGAAUGGGAAUGGGGUGGGUGCUCCGACAAUAUCGGGUACGGCUUCAAGUUCUCCCGCGAGUUCGUCGAUACCGGGGAACGUGGUCGGAAUCUGCGGGAGAAGAUGAAUUUGCACAACAACGAGGCUGGCAGAGCGCACGUGUCCUCGGAGAUGAGACAGGAGUGCAAGUGCCACGGCAUGUCCGGCUCGUGCACCGUCAAGACCUGCUGGAUGAGGCUGCCGAACUUCCGCGUGGUCGGCGACAAUCUGAAGGAUCGUUUCGACGGCGCGUCACGCGUGAUGGUGAGCAACUCGGAUCGCGUACGGGGAAACGGGAACGCGAUAGCCAGCAACUCGGCCAGCAAUUCCGUGCACGGACACCGCGAUGGUCUUGGUCGUCGGCACCGGUACAACUUCCAGUUGCAACCGUACAAUCCGGAGCACAAACCGCCUGGACCGAAGGAUCUGGUCUACCUGGAGCCGUCUCCACCGUUUUGCGAGAAGAACCCGAAGCUGGGUAUCCUAGGUACACACGGGAGACAGUGCAACGACACAAGCAUCGGUGUCGACGGCUGCGAUCUGAUGUGCUGCGGCCGGGGCUACAAGACCCAGGAGGUGAUGGUCGUCGAACGAUGCGCGUGCACCUUCCACUGGUGUUGCGAGGUCAAAUGCAAUCUCUGCAAGCACAAAAAAACGAUACACACGUGCCUCUAG
Molecule: messenger RNA, 1197 nt
Organism: Dufourea novaeangliae
Lineage: Eukaryota; Metazoa; Arthropoda; Insecta; Hymenoptera; Halictidae
Gene: wg
Product: protein Wnt-1
Exons: 4
Coding region: 1-1197 (398 amino acids)
Biological process (GO): cell fate commitment; canonical Wnt signaling pathway; multicellular organism development
Cellular component (GO): extracellular region
Molecular function (GO): cytokine activity; frizzled binding
Source: RefSeq, a predicted model, not a curated record